Messenger RNA from Fusarium oxysporum Fo47, 690 nucleotides. Its product is annotated as lipid-binding SYLF domain-containing protein. Lineage: Eukaryota; Fungi; Ascomycota; Sordariomycetes; Hypocreales; Nectriaceae. The transcript has 3 exons. Gene Ontology annotation, molecular function: phosphatidylinositol binding. The record is from RefSeq and is a predicted model, not a curated record. The coding region runs from base 1 to 690 and encodes 229 amino acids.
AUGGCUUUAAAUAUAACGAAGAAUUGUUUCGAAAAGAUAUGGGGGUGGAUUGACAUGUUAGGUCCACCCGUCAACAGACUGUCCAACUAUAUCGGCAGCGAAGCGUUUUGGCCGACAACCCUUGACAAAGAGAGCGAGAAGGCAGCCAGGAUUUUAGUGUCAUUUUGUGUGAUACGGAAUGCGGUUGGCCUUGCAAUUUGCACCAAUAUGCGAACAGGACUGUGGAUGUCUGGAGCCACCGGCUCUGGAGUUUUAGUCGCUCGCAACGAAGAUAACGAUUCAUGGUCACCACCGUCGGGCAUCCUUCUAAACUCAGCUGGAAUUGGUUUUCUUGCCGGUGCGGGCAUCUACGACUGCGUUAUUGUCAUCAAUAACCGCAAAGCUCUUGAUGCAUUCACUGGGGUCCGAGCUACUAUUGGUGGUGAGAUUAGUGUAGUUGCCGGACCGGUCGGAGUCGGCGGGAUGGGAUUUUACGCAGGAAUUCAAGUUAAUGGUACGGUCAUCCUCGAGCGUACAGACGAGAAUGAACGCUUCUAUGGAGAGCAAAUGAUUGGCGUCUCUGAUAUCUUGGGGGGAUAUACACAGCAUCCGCCAGAGACAAAAAUGCUGAUGGAGGCGUUGAAGGCCGCAGAAGGCCCGUCCGAUUUUACCCAAGGAGUUGCAAGAAAUAUGGAAAGGGCGGAAGGAUAA